Messenger RNA from Capsella rubella, 684 nucleotides. RefSeq lists its product as uncharacterized. Gene Ontology annotation, cellular component: nucleus; cytoplasm. Bases 1 to 639 code for a protein of 212 amino acids. NCBI's taxonomy places the organism in Eukaryota, Viridiplantae, Streptophyta, Magnoliopsida, Brassicales, Brassicaceae. The record is from RefSeq and is a predicted model, not a curated record. Gene Ontology annotation, molecular function: 3'-5' exonuclease activity; nucleic acid binding. The transcript has a single exon. Gene Ontology annotation, biological process: nucleobase-containing compound metabolic process.
AUGGCUCCAAGAAUCGGAAACAUCGCUAGUUACGCUACUCAGGAAAAGUAUCUUGUCGAUUUCUUCGGAGACGAGUUCAUCGUCACCGUGACGCCGGAUCCCUCCGUCAUCGGCCAAUGGAUCCACGACGUUCUCCUUCGCCAGCGCUCAUCCUCUCACCCUCUCGUCGUCGGAGUCGGCGUUCAGUGGACACCGUCUGGUUAUCAAUACGAUCCUCCGGCGGAUACUCUGCAGCUAUGCGUGGGUUAUCGAUGUAUCAUCAUCCAGCUCUCUCACUGUAACCGCGUUCCCAAUAUCCUUUACAGUUUCCUCGCGGAUCCAGAAACGACGUUCGUCGGCGUGUGGAACAGCCAAGACGCGAGAAAGCUAGAGGAAUCUAAGCAUCAGUUAGAGAUCGGUGAGCUUUUGGAUUUGAGGAAGUACGUUGUAGAUUCCACAGGAAGGUGGAGCUUGAGGGGUUGUUCGUUCGAGGUGAUUGUUGAGGAAUGUUUGGGUUAUCGAGGGGUGAGGCUAGAUCGACAGGUAAGUAUGAGCGAUUGGAGUGCUUACGACCUUUGUCACCGUCAGAUUCUUCAGGCGUCGUUAGAUGUUUACGUUUGUUACAAGCUCGGUGUUAAGUAUCGUCUUUGGCAGCUUUGAGAAAACAUGUCUAUGUUGCAAGCUUUUGAAUCUUUCUUUUUUGUU